Suillus paluster is the source of this 684-nucleotide messenger RNA. RefSeq lists its product as uncharacterized. The transcript is spliced from 4 exons. Lineage: Eukaryota; Fungi; Basidiomycota; Agaricomycetes; Boletales; Suillaceae. The record is from RefSeq and is a predicted model, not a curated record. Bases 1 to 684 code for a protein of 227 amino acids.
AUGCCAAGACCACCUCGGUCAAAGGACAUUCGGUCAAAUAUGAUGGAUGAGGGAUACCAGGAAUCGAUCCAUAAUAUAAAUGCCAAGACCACCCCGGUCAAAUACACUCGGUCAAAUACAACUUGGUCAACAGACAUUCGGUCAAAUAUGAUGGAUGAGGGAUCUACCAGGAUCCGAUGCAAGAUACAUGCUAAGAGCACCUCGGUUAAAUAUGACUCGGUCAAAAGACACUUGGGACUUGGUCAAAAGACACUUGGUCAAAAGACACUUGGUCAAGGACACUCGGGUAAAUACGACUCGGUCAAAUAUGACUCGGUCAAAUAUGACUCGGUCAAAUACGACUUGGUCAAAUAUGACUUGGUCAAAAGACAUCAGACAUCGGGUAAAUACGACUCGGUCAAAUAUGACUCAGUCAAAAGACACUCAGUCAAGAGACAUUCGGGUAAAUACGACUCAGUCAAAUAUGACUUCGGUCAAAAGACACUUGGACACUUGGUCAAGAGACACUCGGGUAAAUACAACUCGGUCAAAAGACACUGGGUAAAUACGACUCGGUCAAAUAUGACUGGUCAGAAGACAUUGCUGCAUGAAGCCAUUCGGUCGCAGCACCUGCAUGACAGUGCCAUUAGGCAGGGUGGCAUAGCCAUUCAUAGGGAUGUGGUAACUACUGAGUGGGACAGAUAG